Messenger RNA from Saccostrea cuccullata (small rock oyster), 4623 nucleotides. RefSeq lists its product as uncharacterized. The transcript is spliced from 3 exons. Bases 1 to 4623 code for a protein of 1540 amino acids. The record is from RefSeq and is a predicted model, not a curated record. NCBI's taxonomy places the organism in Eukaryota, Metazoa, Mollusca, Bivalvia, Ostreida, Ostreidae.
AUGUAUGAUAGCAAAAAUCCACUGAUGAAGAACAGCAGGGUGAUAAUGAGUCGGAUGCCAAAGAGAAAGAGCUUGACUGGCAGAGAGAAACGCCAGAGAGAUAAAGAACGCAAGAAGGAGAAGAGGCAGGAGCAGUCCUUGCUACCAUCAGAUCCUCCUCCAGAUUCUGCUGUUCCGGCUGGAACAGUAGAUGGAGCUAUCUCAGCUCCACCCAGUAAUUUUCCGGGUCAAGGCUCUAUAGGGUUGCCUCCUUUUGAGGAAAAACCCUUGGCCAGGUUGCAGGCCUCUCUUCGCGAGAAAAUGCAACCAACCGCCCUGAGUAACGCAUCUUCUCAGGGAAGUCGUCUGUGUGCCCGAAACGGAGGCAUGGCACCGUCCCCUGACUCCCCACCGUGGGUUUGUACUCCAGCGAGGGUACCUGAGCCGGACACCGUGCACGUGUCUGGCUCAGCAGGUCAGGCGCAGCUGGAUAUGUCAUCCUCUCAGGGGGAUGAGUCCAGCAGGAUAUUGAUUGAUGCAAACCAGAGUAAAAGAACGAGAUCUAAAAGGAAUAUUAAAAGGAAUUUACAUGAUGAAAAUGAGAAUAUAGAUAGUAUACAUGAGAGAAAUAAAUUAGAGUGCAGAAUUGGAAGACUGUGUACUGGUGAACUUGGUGUUGACUAUGCUUGUGUAAGUAAAGAUGAACCCGUAACAUUGGACAAGGUAUGUACUAGAAUUCAAGGAUCUUUUCAUCAAGGUGACUUAAUGUUUGGUGAAAAUGCAGGAACUCAAUGUGUUGCGAACUCUUUAGCAGCAUUAGCAUACCAUAAAGUAAAGAAUUCUAAUCAGUGGCAAACAUCAGAUAUGAAUAAAGUGUUAGCAACAGGAGAUGAGCUUUAUACGUACUUGCAGCGUAGUUCUACCAUUGUCAUUAGUCAGUUUGCAACAACUGAUAAACAUGUAAUUGAAAUUGAGCGAGGAAAAUGUACUCAGCAAAAUAAAGACUUGAAUUUAGCAGUUCAAGAAAACAUAGACCUUUUGACUGCAAAUGUUCAGUCCGAUGCUAAUGGUUUUCAAUCAGUUGCCAAUGAUGAUGUUGAACUCAUUUGUAGUGAAAGUCAUAGUAUUAGUUUUCUGCCACUUUCUAACACAGUGAAAUUACAGCUUUGUCAGACCCUGGGAAUACCACAGUCAGAUACAAAUAGUAAUGUUGAACAGGAUUGCUUUGUGCAAGAAGCAGGUGCACCUACUGAAUAUGUUGAAAUUGAAGGGGACGGAAAUUGUUUUUUCAGGGCCAUUUCAUUUUGUUUGAUUGGAGUAGAGGAUUAUCAUUAUGCAAUACGAUCAGCAGUGUGUAAACAUCUACUACAAAAUAGAAUAUUGUUUGAAACUUUUGUAAGAUCUACAGAAAGUUCUGUUGAAAAUCACUUGAAUUUAACAGGUAUGUCAAAAGAUGGUACAUGGGCAACUGAAAUGGAAAUUCUUGCUCUCUCUCACCUCUUGAGCACUGACAUACAUACAUAUACAGAAAAUCACUGGGUUACAUUCUCAGGAAAACAGGUAGAACCUAUGAAUGUUCAAAGCACAGGAUCAUUUUAUUUAGUUCAUCAGGAUCAGAAUCAUUAUAAUGUAGUGGUGUCAGUUACUGAGAAAGAAACAGUUAGUUCCAUGGAAAAAAAUGCUCUGUAUGUUGGCAAGAAAGGCUACAGAAAAAGACGUAGAAAUCGAAUUCGUAUGAGGGAAAUGCGUAUCUUUUCAAUGGCCAAAAAAUUAAGUACAAAUCAUGAAAAGAAACUAAAGAAUGAAAAUUACACAGAAAGGAAAUUAAGAGCAGCAAAACUGAAGUACAAAACUGACCUUCAAUUUAGAUUAAAGGCAAUCGCAAAUGGUAAGGAAAGAUAUAAAAGUGAUGGAAUUUUCAAAGCAAAGGCAAAACAAAGGAGCUUGGAAGCUUCUAAAAGAAAAUAUACAACAGAUAGUAUCCAUAAACAAUACAGGAAGAGAAGAAGUAUUGAGAAAUAUAGGUCAGAUAUAGUACAUAGAGAGAGUGUUAAACAAAGAAGUAUGGAUAAGUACAAGAAUGAUCAAGAACACAGAAAAGAUGUUAAACAAAGAAGUAAAGAAAAGUACAAGAAUGAUGAAGAACAUAGACGUAAGGUUAAGGCUGUUAAUAAAGUAAAGUAUCAUUUUAGUGCUGCUGAGAAAAAGAAGAAGAAGGAGAAUGUCCUGAAUCAGAGACGAGCACUUAAAGUAAAGUUGGAUGAUGAAGAAGAAGUUAUGAAAUUGUUUAAGGAAAGUGUGAGAGAUGGCCCAGACUACAUAUGUUGCUGUUGUAAUCGUUUACUGUUUGAACAUCAAGUCCAACGAUGCACACUUGAAAUGUAUGAGAAAAGACAUGAAGCUUAUAAAAUUGCACAGAUUUGUAUACAGAAGAAAUGCUCCCAUGAUUGUACAUUGUCUUGUCCAGAGUAUUGCCCCCAUUCAUCAUUGUGGAUAUGCUUUACUUGUCAUAGGAAAAUAUUGAAUGGGAAUAUUCCAGCAGAGGCAGCUGUUAAUAAAAUGUCAUUAGAGGAAAUUCCAUGCGAGCUUAGCAGUUUAAACAGUUUGGAGCAGCAUUUAAUUGCUUUGCAUAUUCCCUUUAUGAAAGUGAUGGCUCUUCCACAAGGUGGUCAAAGGAAUGUACAUGGGCCUGUUGUUUGUGUGCCAUCAAAUAUGGAAAAGGCAACAGCUUUACCAAGAAACAGGGAUGACAAUUUAUUGUUAAGAGUUAAGUUAAAACGAAAGCUAGCGUACAAGGGCUAUUACGAAUACCAAUUUGUUAAUCCAACUCAUGUUAACAUGGCUCUUGAUUAUUUAAGGAAAGAAAACAAAUGGUAUAAAGACGUAGUGAUCAAUACCUUGUGGGAAGGAAAUAGUGACCAAAAUGAUUUGCUAUUUAAUGAGACUAGUGAAUUUGUAGAUGAAGAAGUGAAAGAAGAUGAGAGAGAUGAAAAUCCAGUUGCUACUGACACAUGUUUACAGCCAGUAGAUGUGGCACAAGAAGUUCUUGAUCAUUACUUUGAUGAUGUUUACAAUAUAGCACCAGGCGAAGGGAAAAAUCCAGUCCGAAUGUUGCAAGAAGAAGGAAACGAGGCAAAAUCAUUUCCACAUUUAUUUCCAAGUGGCAACUUUUCUUGGAAUGAAGAUCGAGAUGUGAAAAUAACCCUAUCAAGAUAUUUUAACAACAGACUUAUGAAUGCUGAUAACAGAUUUGCUAAGGACACAAAUUACAUCUUCUUCUCUCAAUACAUGUCAGAAUUGAACCAAGUAAUAGAGAAAACACAAAUUUCAAUUCGAAAGUCUUUUUCAAAGCUUGAUAGUGGAAAUGCAGUAACAUCUGAAAUGUUACAGAAUCCUGAUGUUCUCUCAAGACUCUUAAGAAAUGAUGAAGCUUUACGGUUUAUGCAACCUAUUCGAGGAACACCUGCAUAUUGGUCGGCUUCUCAGAAAGAUCUGUUCGCUAUGCUUCGACAGUUAGGUAUCCCAACGUGGUUUUGUUCAUUUUCUGCAGCUGAAUACAGAUGGAACGAAAUAAUUGCAUCAAUUUUAUUUCAAGAAAAUGAUUCUAGAUCCCCUUCUGAUUUAGACUGGUCAGAAAAGAGUGAGAUUUUGAGAAGCAAUCCAGUUACUGUUGCCAGAAUGUUUGAACACAGAUUUCAUAUGUUUCAAAGACAUGUAAUAUUGUCACCUUCAAAACCUAUAGGAAAUGUUAUUGAUUUUUUUGUGAGAGUAGAAUUUCAACAAAGGGGCUCUCCACACAUGCACUGCUUGUACUGGGUUGAGAAUGCACCAAAAUUUGAAGAAGAUGGUGAUAAAACUGUUUGUGAUUUCAUUGAUAAAUAUAUCACAUGCGCUUUACCAGCUGAAAAUGAUGACCAAGAGCUGCGAAAAAUUGUUUUAGGUGUUCAACAACAUAGUAAGAACCAUUCAAAAUCCUGUAGGAAAAAGGGAACAGACUGUAGAUUCCAUUUUCCAAGACCACCAUCAGAAAGAACAUUUAUUACAAGACAAUGUGAGGAGAAAGAGGAAGACUCUGAGAAAUUCGAUGGAUUAAGUAAAUCUCAGGCUAAAGACAUUUUGUUGCAUGUUUGGAAUGAAGUUCUUGAUGAUAUGAAUGAAGGCAAAACUGCAGAGGAAAUAUUUUCUAAGAUGCACUUAUCACAGGAUACUUACGAAAUGGCCCACAGGGUAUUAUCUGCAAAAACAAGUACUAUCUUGAAACGAAAUCCAGAUGAAAUGUGGACAAACCAAUACAACACAUGCCUUCUCAGAUGUUGGGAUGCGAAUAUGGACAUACAGUAUGUCCUAGACCCAUUUAGCUGUAUUGUAUACAUAAUUUCAUACAUAUCAAAGUCAGAACGUGAAAUGGGAAUGUUGUUAAAACAAACUCAAGUAGAAUCUGUAGAGGGAAAUUUAAGUGCUCGUCAAACAAUACGAAGAAUUGGAUCAGCUUAUCUUAAUCAUAGAGAAGUGAGUGCCCAAGAAGCAGUUUACAGAGUUUGUAAUCUAAAAAUGAAAGAGGGAUCAAGAAAAGUGGUGUUUGUUCCAGUUGGUGAAAAUCCGACUCGACUGAGUAAACCCGUCACAAAUGAAAAGAACAUGUAA